AUGACAUUAAAUCUCUUGAAAACCAGUAGUGUGUACUAUAACAAGUUGUUUGUAGAUCCACCAGCUACGGGAAAUGCUACAGGUUCUAGUGCUGGCGUUACUGGAAGGCAACUGCUGGUUUUGCCAGGCUCAAAAGCGAAAGUUCUAUUAGUAGAUGAAAAUACAACUCCUAUCAUAUCUAUGUGCUACACGCAGUCUCAAUUACUUUCCAAUGAUGUUAUAUUAGUUGAGUUGAUCGAAAAACAGGCGACAUUGAACCCUAUGAAGCACUUGCAGUGUGUAUGUUAUCUUAAGCCAAGUGCGGAGUCAAUUCAAUACUUGAUAAGAGAAUUGAAGAAUCCUCAUUAUAAUUCUUACCAAAUCUUCUUCAAUAAUACUAUAAACAAGGGCCAGAUUGAAAAAUUGGCAGAGUCGGAUGAAUUUGAGUUGGUUCAGCUGGUUGUAGAGAUUUUUCAAGAUUAUUUAAUCAUAAACGACAACUUGUUCACCACGUCACCUUUGAAAUUUCAACAGCAACUAAACGGCGUAGGUGGCAAUGGCAAAUUAGUAGAUGUUUCCUCAAGUGUUGUAAGUCUUUUGUUGCUGGUUAAGAAGUGCCCAGUUAUCAAAUAUGAAACCAAUUCCAAAGAGCUCCGAAAACUCUCGUCAGAGAUUCUUUAUGCCAUAAACUCCAAUUCGAAUAACAAUCUAUUCGAUGACGUCAAUAGUAAACUUGAUACUCCUCCGAUUUUGUUAUUAUUGGACAGAAAGAAUGACCCAAUCACGCCCUUGCUUUCCCCUUGGACGUACCAAUCAAUGAUCCAUGAGUUGAUUGGAAUCCAAAAGAACAUCGUCAAAGUAGGAGAUGAACAGUUGACGCUUUCUGAACAGUCAGACUCAUUUUACAAAGACUCAAUGUAUUUAAACUACGGGGACUUGACCGAUAAAGUCCAAAAAUAUGUUGAGGAAUACAAAACCCAAACAAAGCAGACAUCAACAGAAAAUUUACAAACCAAAAACCUUGCAGAUCUUAAGAAUUUCCUCAUCAAAUUCCCCGAGUUCAAGAAGUUCUCGUCCAACGUAAGCAAACAUCUAAAUUUGGUAAGUGAAUUGGAUAAAAUGAUUAACCAACAACAUCUUUGGGAACUUGGAGAGUUGCAACAAACUAUCGUGGCUGAUUUGGAAUCCCAUUCUUCCAUCAAGUUGAAGAUUCAUCAAAUAUUGGAUAAUUACACACCUCCACAACAACAGCAACCUCAAGUGACUUCUACAUUGAACAAAGUUAAACUUGUUCUUUUAUAUGCGCUAAGAUAUGAGAAUACAAACAAGCCUGAGAAUGAAACCGAUACUUUCAUCAAUAAACUCUCAAACCCAAAUUUAACUAGCCCUCCUCCUACAUUGAGUCAAUUACUAUUGUUAAGAUCUUUUAAGAAGUAUAUAGGAAUCAGCCGUAACCGUACAGAUUCCAGAAGUACCACUUCCUCCAGUAGAAACUCUACGGAUGGGGUGGGAUUGUUCAAUGGUAAAAAGUUCAACCAAUUCUUUAACAAAAGUCUCAAUAAUAAUAGCAACUCUAAUCAACCAGAUAAUAUCUACAUGCAACAUAUUCCAAAGUUGUACGAAACUUUGACUUCCCUUAUACAAGAGCAGCAACUGCCAAAUAACCAUCAGCUGCAAAACACAACCGAUCAACUUACCACCUUAGUUCCUGAAGCUGUGACCCGUCAAUUUGGGAGUGCAACUUCCGAUUCAAUUCAAGAUAUUAUUAUUUACAUUCAAGGAGGAGUGACUUAUGAAGAAGCUAGAUUAAUUCAUGAGUGGAAUAACACAACUAAAAUGAAAUUGAAUAUAAUAAUAGGAGGUGAUACCAUACUAAAUAGUUCCUCAUGGCUAGACAAUUUGUGCGAUCUAGUCAACGCUGCGGAAACGAAUGUUCUGCAAGAAUUGCCAAAUCAUAGGGGUCAACUAAGGGAUUUAUUGUAA
Molecule: messenger RNA, 1962 nt
Organism: Dujonia railenensis
Lineage: Eukaryota; Fungi; Ascomycota; Pichiomycetes; Serinales; Debaryomycetaceae
Source: the annotation of a GenBank genome assembly